This is a messenger RNA of Rangifer tarandus platyrhynchus (Svalbard reindeer), 1257 nucleotides long. The record is from the annotation of a GenBank genome assembly. NCBI's taxonomy places the organism in Eukaryota, Metazoa, Chordata, Mammalia, Artiodactyla, Cervidae.
AUGGCCUCGCCUCAGGGUUCUCGGGCCCCGCUGGAAUUCGGAGGACCCUUGGGCGCCGCGGCGCUGAUGCUGCUGCUCCCGGUCACUAUGUUCCACCUGCUACUGGUGGCCCGCUCGGGCCCGGCGCGCCUCCUGGGCCCACCCCCCUACUUGCCGGGAUUGGAGGAGCUGUGGAGCCCGUGGGCGCUGCUGCUCUGUCUCACCUGGCUCGGCCUGCAGGCGGCGCUCUACCUCUUGCCGGCACGCAAGGUGGCUGAGGGGCAGGAACUGAAGGACAAGAGUCGACUGCGCUACCCCAUUAACGGCUUCCAGGCCCUGAUGCUGACAGCCCUCUUGGUGGGCCUGGGGGUGUCAGCCGGGCUGCCCCUGAGCGCACUCCCGGAAAUGCUCUUGCCCUUGGCAUUUGCAGCCACCCUCACCGCCUUCAUCUUCAGCCUCCUUUUGUAUCUGAAGGCUCUGGUAGCCCCUGCCUCAGCCCGGGCACCUGGGGGGAACUCAGGCAAUCUCAUUUACGACUUUUUCCUGGGACGGGAGCUCAACCCACGCAUCUGUUCCUUUGACUUCAAAUAUUUCUGCGAACUGCGACCUGGCCUCAUCGGCUGGGUCCUCAUCAACCUGGCCUUGCUGAUGCAGGAAGCAGAACUUCGGGGGAGUCCCUCACUGGCCAUGUGGCUGGUCAAUGGCUUCCAGCUCCUGUAUGUGGGUGAUGCCCUUUGGUACGAGGAGGCAGUCCUGACCACCAUGGACAUCAUCCAUGAUGGGUUUGGCUUCAUGCUGGCCUUUGGGGACCUCGCCUGGGUACCUUUCACCUACAGCCUGCAGGCCCAGUUCCUGCUGUAUCACCCACAGCCUCUGGGGUGGCCCCUGGCCUCAUUCAUCUGCCUCAUCAAUGCUGUUGGUUACUACAUCUUCCGUGGAGCCAAUUCUCAGAAAAACACCUUCCGAAAGAAUCCUUCUGAUCCCAGAGUGGCUGACCUUGAGACCAUCUCUACAGCCACAGGGCGACGGCUGCUGGUGUCCGGGUGGUGGGGUAUGGUCCGCCAUCCCAACUACCUUGGAGACCUCAUUAUGGCUCUGGCCUGGUCCUUGCCGUGCGGGGUGUUCCACCUGUUGCCCUACUUCUACCUCCUCUACUUCACUGCGCUGCUGGUGCACCGUGAGGACCGGGAUGAGCGGCAGUGUCUGCAGAAGUAUGGCCUGGCCUGGCACGAAUACUGCCGGCGUGUGCCCUACCGAAUCGUGCCCUACGUCUACUGA